CAUGACUAGAUUUACACUGAAGGCAUCCUGUAGUUUGUUUGACAAAAAAGUGUAAAAUAGCUCAAAAUAUUAUAUAUUUCAGACAGAUUUUUUGCUUUGAUUUCUGCUUUACACACACACCUGAAAUGGUGUGACUCGUCUAAGGUUAAUUUGUGGAAUUUCUAGCUUUAAUGGGACCAUAAAAGCACAGAAAACCAUAAAAUGUGAAGGUGUGUUGAAACAUUUGACUGGUAGUGUAAAUUUUAUAGGUUUCUGUGAAAAUUUUUUUUAUUUGAUUGCAUUGUUUGGACUUCUUUGGUGAUUUUUCAUAGAUGAGUUACUUCUCAGCAUGUGCUUGCCUCAGUGACAGAAUCAAAUAUCCAACAUUUUUUCGUACAGUCUCCAGUGACUAUUUCCAGGCAAAAGCUUUGGCAGCACUAAUGAGGCAUUUUGACUGGCAGUGGAUUGGAGUCAUACAGUCAGAUAAUGACUAUGGCCGGAGUGGGGUAAACGGGUUUACUGAAGAAGUUAAAAAGUUUGGUGUCUGCAUUGCAUUUGUUGCGACAAUCCUACGGACAUACACUAUAAGUAAAAUUUUAACCGUUGUGGAAAUAAUCAGAAAGUCAACUGUCAAAGUCAUUCUGGCUUUUGCUACUGAAGGUGACUUUUAUCCUUUGAUGGUAGAGAUAUUGAAAAACAACAUAACAGGAAUUCAGUGGAUUGCUGCUUAUGGCUGGAUAACAGCAGCUCGACCUUCCACACCAGAAAUGUACCAGGCUUUUGCUGGAACUCUAGGAUUUGUGGGUCAGAAGAUGGCUAUUCCAAGACUGAAACCAUUCCUUACAAAUAUUGAUCCAUAUAAAAACCCAAAUGCAGCUUUUGUGGGAGAUUUCUGGGAGGUUAUGGUCACUGAAAAGUUACAAACAUUAAACUUCACAAAUCAGUUUGGAGAUAACAUCUUCUUUGAUGAGAAUGGAAACCCACCAGCCUAUUAUGACCUGAUCAAUUGGCAGCUGAUUAAUGGGAAAGUUCCAUCUUCAUUGUGUUCUAAUGAUUGCCCAAGAGGAACCAGGGAAGCUCAAAUUAAAGGAAAACAUCCCUGUUGUUUUGAUUGCAUAUCUUGUGAUGAUGGAACCAUUGCCAACUCAACUGCAGAGUGCUCACCCUGUCCACAGGAAUACUGGUCCAAUGACAGGAAGGAUGAGUGUAUUCCUAAAACUACUGAGUUCCUGACAUACCAGGAACCCAUAGGAAUAGCAGUCACAGUGGUAUCUUUGCUAGGAGCCUCUCUGUCAGUGGCCACAUUGAUGGUCUAUAUCCGCUACAGAGAAACUCCUGUGAUUAAGGCCAGCAACUCUGAACUGAGCUGUUUCCUGCUGUUCUCUCUCUUGCUGUGUUUUCUCAGUCCUCUCACUUUCAUUGGCAGACCCACAGUCUGGACAUGCAUGCUACGCCACACAGCGUUUGGCGUGACCUUUGCCCUUUGUAUUUCCAGUGUCUUGGGAAAAACAAUUGUUGUUGUCACAGCUUUCAAAGCCACAUUUCCAGGCAACAAAUCAGCAACAAAGUUUGCUCCCUCACAGCAAAGGAUCAUUGUUUGCUCCUGCACUGUGAUCCAGAUAAUUAUCUGUGUAUUGUGGCUUAGGCUGAACCCACCUUUCCCAGACAUGGUUUUCAGAUACAACAAUAAGAAGAUUGUUUUAGAAUGCAACCCAGGCUCUGAGGCAGCUUUCUACGCAGUGCUGGGCUACAUAGGACUGCUGGCAAUAAUAUGUUUAGUUCUGGCAUUUCUAGCUAGAAAGUUGCCUGAUAACUUUAAUGAGGCUAAGUUCAUCACGUUCAGUAUGCUGAUUUUCUGCGCUGUGUGGAUCACCUUCAUUCCAGUCUACAUCAGCUCUCCAGGGAAGUUCACUGUAGCUUCUGAAACAUUUGCAAUUUUGGCUUCAGUGUUUGGUUUAUUAAUUUGCAUUUUUGCACCUAAAUGUUACAUUAUAUUUAUCAAACCUGAGAAAAAUACCAAGAAACACGUCAUGGGAAAAAAUUAAAUAAAAUGUGACUCAUUAGUCCUAAAUGCUACUAAUGCU
This is a messenger RNA of Betta splendens (Siamese fighting fish), 2063 nucleotides long. RefSeq names its product extracellular calcium-sensing receptor-like. Gene Ontology annotation, cellular component: membrane. NCBI's taxonomy places the organism in Eukaryota, Metazoa, Chordata, Actinopteri, Anabantiformes, Osphronemidae. The transcript has 4 exons. Gene Ontology annotation, biological process: G protein-coupled receptor signaling pathway. Gene Ontology annotation, molecular function: G protein-coupled receptor activity. The record is from RefSeq and is a predicted model, not a curated record. The coding region runs from base 312 to 2024 and encodes 570 amino acids.